Molecule: messenger RNA, 1860 nt
Organism: Alosa alosa (allis shad)
Lineage: Eukaryota; Metazoa; Chordata; Actinopteri; Clupeiformes; Clupeidae
Product: steroid 17-alpha-hydroxylase/17,20 lyase
Exons: 8
Coding region: 110-1624 (504 amino acids)
Biological process (GO): progesterone metabolic process; hormone biosynthetic process
Molecular function (GO): steroid 17-alpha-monooxygenase activity; heme binding; iron ion binding
Source: RefSeq, a predicted model, not a curated record
CAGUGCUGGGAUACAGCAGUGCGAGCAGCAUUAGCCCAUUCACACAUCACACAUACACAUCAUUAACUCACCACAUGCACACCAGCUCCAUUAAAGCGCAUGCACACAGAUGGGCCUGACACUGUUCCUGGGUGGUCUGAUCGUGCUCGCUGCUCUGCUUAAGUGCCUCCUGGAAUUGCGUCGCUCCCCCGGCAGGUUGCCGUGCCUACCACGCCUGCCGCUGCUGGGCAGUCUGCUGAGCCUGCGCUCGGAGCUGCCGCCCCACCUGCUCUUCACACAGCUGGCGUGCACCUAUGGGAAGCUCUACGCACUCUACCUGGGCCCGCACCUGGCCCUGGUGGUCAACGACUACGCGCAUGCGCGCGAGGUCCUGCUCGGCAAGGGCCGCGAGUUCGCCGGACGACCUUACAUGGUGACUACAGAGCUUCUGACUCGUGGGGGGAAGGACAUCGCCUUUGCCGACUACAGCCCAUUGUGGAGAGGCCAGCGCAAGCUGGUGCAUAGUGCCUUCAGCCUCUUUGGAGAGGGAUCCAGUAAACUGCAGACCAUAGUGUUAGAAGCAGCAGACUGCCUGGUUGCAGAGCUCCUCUCCCUGGGUGCUCAGCGCGAGUGUGUGGGGAACGGUGUGUGUGAGGGUGUAUGUAGGUGUGUGUGUGUGGACCCCGCACCUGCCAUCCUCAGAGCGGUCACUAACGUAGUGUGUCGGCUGGUGUUCAGCGGCAACUACAGCGCUGGCGACCCUGAGCUCCGUGAAGUCAUGGACUACAACGACGGCAUCGUCCAGACUAUCGCCCGUGGCGCUCUGGUGGACAUCUACCCCUGGCUCCGAAUUUUCCCCAAUAAAGAUUUGGAGAAACUGAAAGCGUGUGUGAAAGUAAGAGACAGCCUACUGACGACAAAACUAGAGGAACAUAAGGAAAGUCUGACCCCUGGUGAUCCCCGUGAUCUGCUGGACGCUCUGCUGGAGGGGCGGAGCUCCGAUGGAGAAAAUGGCCUCUCAGAUGACCAUGUGCUCAUGACCGCUGCUGAGGCCUUUGGGGCCGGAGUGGAGACCACCUCCACCACCAUACUGUGGGCUGUAGCUUUCCUGCUGCACCAUCCAGAGGUGCAGGAGCGUGUGCAGGCAGAGCUUGAUGAGUGUGUGGGUGCAGAGCGAGCGCCGUUGCUAAGUGACAGGACGCAAAUGCCCGUGCUGGACAGUGUGAUGUGUGAGGUGAUGAGGAUACGACCUGUCAGCCCACUGCUCAUACCACAUGUAGCCAUGCAGGACACCAGUAUCGGAGGCCACUCUGUUGCCAAGGGAACUCGUGUUCUGGUGAACAUGUGGGCCAUCCACCAUGACCCGCAGCAGUGGGACCAGCCAGAGAGCUUUAGGCCAGAGCGUUUCCUUGACAACUCAGGCCAGAGGGUGAAUCCGCCGUCUUUCCUGCCCUUUGGGGCGGGGCCUCGGGUGUGUGUUGGCGAAUCGCUGGCCAGGAUGGAGCUCUUCCUGUUUCUGUCCCGUGUGCUGCAGCGCUGUCGCUUCACGGCCCCUCAUGGGGGCUCCCUGCCAGACCUGCAGGGGCGCUACGGAGUUGUUCUGCAGCCACCAAAGUACACACUCACCAUCAAAGCCCGAACCUGACCCUAAAUGAGUGUGUGUGCGUGUGUGUGUGUGUGUGUGUCUGUUUGUACAGUUUUGUGCAUAUGUUAAUAUAUCUGACAAGUGACACAUUCAUACUACCAGCAACCUGUGUUAGUUGACAUACAUUUUUUAAGUAUCAGCAGGAUACAGGAUACAUUCAGUUGAAUAGUUCUAACCAUGAACAAAAUAAACACAUUUAGCCAUGUUUUCAUGUCAAUAAACCCAGUCAUAUGUUA